AUGGAUUCCGAUUCAGACUCCGAUGGUUCUCAUGUCUCCGCCACCCCUCCCCGACUCUCACCGCCAUCUCCCCCGCGACCACCGCCUAAGUAUGUGCCACUGGUCUCCCGGAAAAUUACGUCUUCUACCUCUCGCUCGAAUCCCAAAGCACCUACUCACCCGCCUCCGAAUGCUCCACUACCGUCUUCCUCUACUCCUCCUACUCCUCCUCCUCCUCCAUCUCCAUUAUUUACCAAUCUCCCUUUCCGGAUCUGCGAAUCCCGACCCGCUACGUUUUCUUCUUCUUUUUCCGUAUCGUCCUUUUCCAGACUCCGCAGCAGAGCUUCUUUUACAUCUGAUGAGAAACUCAAAUCGGACGGUGUCGAUUUUGUGCCGGAUCCACCUCAGGUGGUUGUAGUGAACGCCCCUCCAAAACCCGUUAGGCGAAAGCCUCCUAAUCUCAUCACCGAUACUAUAACUUCUCCGUCGGUGAAGCCUCCGGUGUUUCGUACCACCGGUAACGGCGAGGGUAAUUUCGUGAAAUUGAACUUAAAUGGCAAGAGAGGGAAGAAGUUUCCCAGCAAAUACAAGGGCGUCUCCAAAUCUAGAAGCAAUUACGCUUUCAGAGGGAAGAGAUACAAAAAGAAAGAAGCUGACGGUGAAGGCGAACCCUUGUUGGAGGAAGAGUCUGAUUUGCAGAAACAGAUAGAAGAUGAAGCUAAUGGUUUUAUUAGCUCUGUAGAGGAUGCGAUUCUUGCUGUGAAGACUGAGGCUUCUGAUGACAAUCUGACGACGCUGUUGAAUUUAGUGUAUGGUUAUGAUUCUUUUCGAGAUGGCCAGUUGCAGGCGAUCAAGAUGGUUCUUGGUGGGAGUUCAACGAUGCUGGUAUUGCCUACUGGUGCUGGUAAGUCUCUCUGCUACCAGAUUCCGGCAAUGAUUCUUCCGGGAAUCACGCUUGUUGUGAGUCCUUUGGUUUCGUUGAUGAUCGAUCAGUUGAAGCAUUUGCCUUCAAUUAUUAAGGGUGGUCUCUUGAGCAGCAGCCAGAGACCUGAGGAAGCAACAGAAACAUUGCGGAAACUUAAAGAAGGCAUAAUAAAGGUCCUCUUUGUAUCUCCCGAGAGACUUCUGAAUGUAGAAUUUUUGUCAAUGUUUCGCAUGUCUUUAUCUGUGUCACUUGUUGUUGUGGAUGAGGCACAUUGCGUAUCAGAAUGGUCUCAUAACUUCCGCCCUUCAUAUAUGAGACUCAAGGCAUCAAUGCUGUUUUCUGAACUCAAAGCAGAUUGUAUUCUUGCAAUGACUGCAACCGCCACUACCAUGACUCUUCAAGCUGUCAUGUCUGCACUAGAGAUACCGUCAACCAAUCUUAUUCAGAAGUCACAGCUGAGAGACAAUUUUGAGCUGUCUGUUACAAUGAGUGGAGCUAACAGAAUGAAAGAUCUAUUGAUUUUGAUGGAGUCUCAUCCAUAUAAGGAGAUUAGAAGCAUCAUUGUGUACUGCAAAUUUCAGUAUGAAACUGACAUGAUAAGCAAGUAUUUACGCGAUAACAACAUCAAUGCAAAGGGUUAUCACAGUGGUCUUCCUGCGAAGGACCGUGUUCGCAUACAGGAGUCAUUUUGUUCCAACAAGAUUAGAGUGGUUGUUGCUACUGUGGCAUUCGGCAUGGGACUUGACAAGGGAGAUGUUGGAGCUGUAAUCCACUUCAGCGUGCCAGGAAGUUUGGAAGAAUACGUUCAGGAAAUUGGACGUGCUGGUCGCGAUGGGCGGUUGUCUUAUUGCCGUCUCUUUUAUGAUAAUGACACAUAUCUAAAGCUUCGGAGUCUUUCACACAGUGAUGGUGUCGAUGAAUAUGCAGUUGGAAAAUUUCUCACCCAUGUGUUUUCCACUGAAACAAAGCAACAUGAGAAGAUACGCUCACUAGUCAUUGAAUCUGCCUCUCAUAAAUUUGACAUGAAGGAAGAGGUUAUGCAAACAAUUUUGACACAUUUGGAGCUGGGAGAAGUGCAAUACCUACGUAUGUUUCCACAACUUAACGUCUGUUGCACUUUGAAUUUCCACAAGUCUUCUCCAGACACUCUGGCUGCACGAAAUACCAUAGUUGCAGCAAUUCUGAAGAAGUCUCACGUGAAGCAAGGGUUGCAUGUCUUCGAUAUACCAGCUGUGGCCUCUAGUAUAUAUGUUGCAACAACAGAUGUCUUGGCUGAGAUUCAAGCUCUGAAGAUGAAGGGGGAAGUAACUUACGAGUUGAAGGACCCCGCCUUUUGUUACACAAUCUUAAAACUCCCAAAGGAAAUAUGUUCAUUGUCCAGUCAUCUUACCAAGUGGCUCACAGAGAUUGAAAGUUGCAAAGUGAGAAAACUGGAUAUUAUGUCUAGUGCAGCGGUGGCUGCGAUAAAUGUUUCCAGCACUUCAGAACUUAGUUUUGGUGCCAAGCAAACACUGAGCCUGCAAACCAGAAUUUUGGAUUACUUCAAUGGUGACGAAAAGUGUGACACUCCGAGCAAGACGACUCAGAAUUGCGCCUUUCUACGAGCAGACAUAAAGGUGUUUUUGCAGAGUAAUCGCCAGGCCAAAUUCACCCCAAGAGCCAUAGCAAGAAUAAUGCAUGGAGUUGGAAGUCCAGCUUUUCCAAAUUCAGUCUGGUCCAAGACUCAUUUCUGGGGAAGGUAUAUGAGCGUAGACUUCCGUGUGAUAAUGGAAGCGGCACAAACAGAGCUUCUCAAUUUUGUAGACAGAAAUGCUGCUUUAGCUACAUAGAAGACGAUAUCAAGUGGGACACGGACGUUACACAGCAACUUGACCAAUAAAUAAGAGAAUCAUAGUGAAUCACAGGUAAGAGGUUCUCAUAUUCUUCAGCCCAGUUCGGAUGAAAAUGAUAGUUAGCAAUAGACAAAGAUGUAACAUGAGAGAACAAGAGGCUUUUAACUAUAUCUAGAAAAUGGCCCUUGCUUUGUCUGUAUCUAAAGCUGUAUUCUAACUUAAGAUUCAUUAAAAUACCUAAUAAAGAGAAAUUGUGUUACUUGA
Molecule: messenger RNA, 3000 nt
Organism: Capsella rubella
Lineage: Eukaryota; Viridiplantae; Streptophyta; Magnoliopsida; Brassicales; Brassicaceae
Product: ATP-dependent DNA helicase Q-like 5
Exons: 19
Coding region: 1-2733 (910 amino acids)
Biological process (GO): double-strand break repair via homologous recombination
Cellular component (GO): nucleus; chromosome; cytoplasm
Molecular function (GO): nucleic acid binding; 3'-5' DNA helicase activity; ATP binding
Source: RefSeq, a predicted model, not a curated record